Messenger RNA from Rhincodon typus (whale shark), 588 nucleotides. RefSeq names its product prolactin. The record is from RefSeq and is a predicted model, not a curated record. Lineage: Eukaryota; Metazoa; Chordata; Chondrichthyes; Orectolobiformes; Rhincodontidae. The transcript is spliced from 4 exons. Gene Ontology annotation, cellular component: extracellular region. Gene Ontology annotation, biological process: positive regulation of receptor signaling pathway via JAK-STAT; response to nutrient levels; positive regulation of cell population proliferation. Bases 1 to 588 code for a protein of 195 amino acids. Gene Ontology annotation, molecular function: hormone activity.
AUGUCUGACUUGGCUAUCUAUGCACCACCUCAAGCAUUCACUGCCAACGCCAACAGCCUACAGUGGCUGCAAUGUGAACCUGGUCUAUCUCAUCCCGCAAAUCUUUAUGCUCUUUCCAAACAACAUUUUAUUCAAGGCCAACAUCUUAACUUCAGCAUUAUCAAUAGCUGCCACACGUCCUCCAUUGUGACCCCUCAGAACAAGGAAGAUGCAUUACGUACACCUCAUGAACGUCUGCUGAGCCUUGCAAUUGUUAUCCUACAUUCCUGGCGAGACCCUCUACAGUAUGUGAUCUCUGAAUUCAGUGCCACCCAUGGGAUUACCAACUCCAUAUUGAGUAAAUCAGUGAAGAUUGUCAAACAAAUGAAGCAACUUGCGAAAGGAUUGACUAAGAUAACUGAGCAGAUUGGACAGCUUGGUGGAGCCAUUGAGCAGACAGUGCCAUGGGAACACCGUUUAGCUGAAGAUGGAGACUCAAUAAUGUUGCAACUGUACAAUCUCCUGCACUGCUUCCGGCGAGACACAAAUAAAAUUGACACUUACCUUAAGCUGCUGAAAUGCAGAUUCACCCAGCAAUCGAAAUGCUGA